AUGAGAGAAACGAGAUCAGAUGAUACAGAUGACUCGCAGAAGAGCUGGGACUGGAUUAUUAACAACUUUUACCGAGACGGCGAUGAAGUACAUCUCUUAAACGUGAUAUCGCGGCUCACUUUUGCAGCAACACUUGGCGUACCUGCUGUCGAUUUCACUCCUCAGAUCAAUCGGGAAGCAUAUGAGAAGGCGGUGCAGAAAGCUGAAGCCUUCAUCGUGAAGCGCUUUCUUGCGCGGCUUCCAGAAAGCAUUCAAACAACACCAAUUGUCCACAUCAUCAAGUCCGAAGUCGACACGAACAGCGUUGGGCACGUCAUCUGCAUGAAGGCUGACGAGCUUAAGGCCACGUGCAUUCUCAUGGGCAGCCACAACAAGGGACCGGUCGCGGAGUUUUUCAUGGGCUCCGUGUCGCAGGAAGUGUGCUGUAAACGCAAGCUGCCGGCGUGUUGGGGCUCAGAGCUCAGAGCCGGGAUUGUGGUUUCCCAGGUUAACUAUAUCCCAGGUCACCGCCGUUCAUCAACUAGGGGCACAAUACCUUUCACCAUCGGAAAGGGUUUUGACCCUAACGGGUAUCCCGGGAUUUCCCGGGGGCAAUGGUCGCGCGUUACCAGUAGUGCCAAACCCUAG
Molecule: messenger RNA, 627 nt
Organism: Volvox carteri f. nagariensis
Lineage: Eukaryota; Viridiplantae; Chlorophyta; Chlorophyceae; Chlamydomonadales; Volvocaceae
Exons: 5
Coding region: 1-627 (208 amino acids)
Source: RefSeq, a predicted model, not a curated record